AUGGCGGAUAAAUACGUACUCUCCGUCACGGCCGGUCCAACCUACGAAGAUCAAAAACAGAWAUCCAUCAACACCGAAGAGUCAACCCGAAUCUCCUCGCCACAUCUCACCGCAGACAUUCGGAUCCGCGUUCAAAACUAUCGUGGACUUCCAGCAGGCUCUCCUAAGACAUCACCCUACUUUGAUCAUGAGAAGCACAAAAAAGACCUCUACUCGCUUGCCUUCUCCUUCACGCCAAAAGAAGACUUGAACGGCCACGACGUAGUCUUCGGAAACGAYUUCGAUCAUCCUAUACGUGACAAGCUUCCGCCAGGCUUCAACCAGGCUUUCAAAAUCGCAACUUGGUUCAUUGAUCCGGGUCUCUACGGCGAUGUAUACGCAGACGAGCCAUAUCUCUACGGACCCAUGUUAAGCUCGAUCAACACCCUUAGAAUCGGACCCAAGGAUGAUAAAGCACAAGAGAAGAUAGAAGAAGUCCGAGCGAAUGAGGAGGUCUUGGUGUACGAAGAGGGUGCUGAUGGUGAUGGAGAAGAAGUGCGAGAGCAACUGAGCAUACCCAGGGACGGUCCUGCGCGACAAAAGUUCUUCCUGACAGAGGCAAAUUUGAAGAAGUUUACGUUUGAGAAAGGCAGGGAGUACAGUCAGGACUUCUUCAAUCCCUAUCUUGAUUUCAACGAUUUCGCCCUCAGAUUGCCCGGGUUUAGCUACAUCCCUGGCAUCACCAUUCCAAUCCUCGGGCAUUGGAAUGGUGAGCCGCUGCGAUACGUGCUCAAGAACCGAGCUACGAACGAGCCAUUAUUCGUGAUUGUCUUCACGCUGCUCCCGAAAGAGGAGGUGGAAUCAAAGGAAGGUGACUCAAAGGAGGCUUUGACACAAGAGGGCAACGACGAUCUCGAUUGA
Molecule: messenger RNA, 900 nt
Organism: Ramularia collo-cygni
Lineage: Eukaryota; Fungi; Ascomycota; Dothideomycetes; Mycosphaerellales; Mycosphaerellaceae
Exons: 3
Coding region: 1-900 (299 amino acids)
Source: RefSeq, a predicted model, not a curated record